AACGCGAAGUGACAAUCCCUUAUCCUACACCCACUCAUUUAUCUUCCAUUUUUGCCUUAACCUAUAUUCCUCUCCCCUCCGUGCAUUUGCUCUCUCCACACCUCCUUCAAGCGUUUUUAACUAUCUAAAGCACAAAAAAAGAAGCUUUCGCCGAUCAUCCAUGGCCGACCGCACCGACUCCGAUUCCCGCCGCCACAACCACCACCACCUCUCCGUCACGCCGCCGCCCCAGCAGAUCUCCAAAGAUGUUCAAGGGUCUGACAAUGCUAUUCCAAUUUUACUUCAAGGGACUGACAAUGUUAUUCCACUUUCACCACAGUGGCUUCUUCCAAAGCCAGGGGAGAGUAAGCCUGGAAUAGGAAAUGUGGAAAACCAUUUCAGCCCCCAUCCAGCUUAUGGCAAUCGCUCAGAUAUCAUGAAGUCAUCAGGAAAUGGUGAGGACAUGCAUGAAACCCAUAAGAAAAAGGAUGUUUUCAGGCCAUCUUUGCUUGAUAUGGAAAGUGGUCGCCGCGAUCGUUGGCGUGAUGAAGAAAGAGACACUAAUUCCUCCAUCCGCAAAGAUCGUUGGAGGGAUGGAGACAAAGACCUUGGUGACAUUCGUAGGGCAGAUCGUUGGAUGGAAAAUUUGUCUACAAGACACCCUGGAGAAGCACGUCGUGUUCCAUCUGACCGGUGGUCUGACUCGAGUAACAGGGAUGCCAAUCACGAUCAACGACGUGAGAGCAAAUGGAACACGCGUUGGGGGCCUGAUGAUAAGGAGACUGAAAGUUUGCGUGAGAAGUGGCUUGACUCUAGCAAAGAUGGUGAUGUGCAUGUUGAAAAGGGGUUGUCUCAUGCUGCCAAUCAUGGAAAGGAUGAGAGGGAGGGGGAUCAUUAUCGGCCAUGGAGAUCUAGUUCCUUACAAGGCCGAGGACGGGGGGAGCCUCCACAUCACCAAAGCCUAACGCCAAUCAAACAAGUUCCUACAUUUUCUCAUGGUCGUGGGCGUGGGGAAAGUACUCCCCCGACCUUUUCUCUAGGACGUGGACGAGGCAGCUAUGGUGGCAGCUCCAUAAACAUGCGUUCUCAACCUUUAGGAACUGGGGCAGACUCAGUUGAGAGUAGUCAUGGGGAGCCUUACCGCUUAAGGUAUAGUAGGACAAAGUUGCUUGAUGUAUACAGAAUGACUGAUAUGAGUUCAAAUCGAAAAUUAGUUGAUGGGAUUGCACAAGGGCCUUACCUUACGCAAGAUGGACCAUUAGAGCCCUUGGCAUUAUGUGCGCCAGAUUCUGAGGAAUUGGCUGUUUUAAAGGGAAUUGACAAAGGGGACGUUGUAAGUAGUGGUGCACCACAGAUAACUAAAGAUGGAAGGACAUCAACAGACUUUACACAGUCAAGACGGACCAAGCUUGCAGGAAGUAGGGAGGAUAUACCACUUGCUUCUGAUGAUUACAAAGAUGAAAGCACUGAAAAUUCAAGAGUUGGUUCUGCAGAAGGCUCCUCCUAUGAAAGGCACACGCACUAUCCUGGAAACAACUCAAAAAUGGAAACCCCAUGGGAUCAUAAGACAUUCUCUGAUAACAAGUUUAAAGCCGAAGGUUUUAGAGAAGAUAGUGAUGCCUAUAGGAAGGUCGAGGAUGUGCCCAUUUAUAGGGAAUCAAGUCUCCCAGGGAAUUCUUCUGUUCCUGCCACCACAUGGCGAGCCCCUCCACUGGGGGAACGCUCACAUAACACCUUGCAUGAUUGGAGAGAGAUUACAAAUGAUGGCAGGUCAAGGUCCUCUGAUAUGGGCUGGUCAGAUUCUUCCAAGGAACCAACUAAUGAUUGGGAAAGUAAUUUGGGUAACCCUUCUGAAACAAAAGACGAAACCAAGUGGCAAUCCCGUGAGGAUCCCAUUCUUAAGAGACAGCUAUCUGGAGUUAUGGACAAGGAACAUGAAGCCAGGAAAGCUGCUCAGUCUUCUCCAGAGGAGUUAGUGCUUUAUUAUAAAGAUCCACAGGGAAGAAUUCAAGGCCCUUUUAGUGGGAGUGAUAUUAUUUCAUGGUUCGAGAAUGGAUAUUUUGGCUUAGAUUUGCUAGUCAGCAUAAGCCCGAGUGAUUUGCCGUGGUUGUCACUUGGUGAUGUUAUGCCCCAUUUACGAGCUAAAGCUGGGCCACCACCUGGAUUUACUGCACCAAAACAGAACGAAUUUGCGGAUGCAUCUAGCAGGCCAAACUUCAGUACCUUUGGUAACCUUCACACUGGCAUAAAUGAAAUUGAUAUUAUGAGGAGCGAACCUAGGCAAAGGCAAGGGCAAGGGCAAGGUUCGACAACAGAAGCUGAGAAUAGAUUUCUGGAGUCACUGAUGUCUGGUAGUAUGAGCAGUUCACCACUGGAGAAGUUUGCCUUUUCUGAAGGUAUGCAAGGAUAUAGUGGGAAUAAUUCUAAUAGUAUGCCCCCUUCGGGAGUAGAUGGUGGAAACAACCUUUACUUGUUGGCAAAGAGAAUGGCUCUGGAACGGCAGAGGUCCUUAACAAAUCCUUAUCCAUAUUGGCCCGGAAGAGAUGCUGCAUCCUUGGUUUCAAAGACCGAUGUUGUCCCAGACUCCCCAACGCCACAUUCAAAGCUUCUAUCUUCCCUAAAUGACAAUCCUAUUCAGCCUCAUUCUCAAAAUGCUGACUUCUUGUCCCUUGUCCAAGGCUUAUCUGACCGGUCAUCUUCUGGUGGAAAUAAUGGUCUUGCUGGUUGGUCGAAUUUUCCUGUCCAAGGUGGAACAGAUCCACUUCAGAAUAAGAUUGACUUUCAUCAUGAUCAGAAUUUCCCUCCCCAAGCUUUUGGGAUCCAACAACAGAGGCUGCAACCACAAAACCAACCAUCUUUAACAAAUCCAGUUGCCCAAGCUAUAGAAAAUCCAUCUGGUAUUUUUACUCCAGAAAAGUUACUAUCAUCUGGCUUGUCACAAGAUCCACAAGUAUUAAAUAUGCUGCAACAACAGUACUUGUUGCAGUUACAUUCACAGGCACCAGUUCCAACACAGCAGAUGUUAUUGUUGGAUAAACUCUUAUUGCUUAAGCAGCAACAGAAACAGGAGGAGCAGCAACAGUUAUUACGGCAACAACAGCAAUUACUUUCUCAGGUUCUGUCAGAGCAUCAACCUCACCAGCAUUUUGGUGAGCCAUCUUUUGGACAGUUACAGGCAGCUGCAAUACCUACAGGGAAUGCAUCUGUUGAUCCUUCUCGGCUACAGCCAUCUCCAGAGAUGUUCCAGGUAGGGCCACGGAUGCCAAUUCCCAGUAUGCAAGAUGACCACAAUACUAACUUUGUGAAAUUGCCUCCACAAGUUAAUCAGGAUGUCAAUUAUAGUGCAAGUCCUGAAGCCUCUUCUUUAAAUCUACCUCAUCAAUUAUUUGGGAAUAUUACACCUCAAAAAACUUGGGGUGCUGCUGUUCCAAAAGAAACCACUGAUACCCGUCAUAAAGAAUUGUUGCCGAGGUCUUCGUUUGUUGAAACCUCCCCUUUGUUUGAAACCAUGAACAUAUCUGCGGAGGAGCCUCAGCUUGUGCAGAAAUCUGUCCCUGAUUCUGAAUUGCAUGAUCCUAGAACUCUGGAGCAGACAUCAGAUGACACUUUAAGGGCCGACAGAAAUGCUGCGGCUGUGACCACUGAACAUAUUGCAGUAUCCAUACCUCCUAAAAGUGCGGUUGCUGUGUCAUCAGCAGGAAUUUGUGAGAGUGAAGUGCCUGCGCUUGAGCAUACCAAUGAUGCAAAGGUUCAGUCCACUGGUUUGCUUGAAGAACAUCAAGAGCCCUCUAUGGUGACAGAAGUUAAGAAUGUUGAAGUGCGUGAGCCAAGAAAAGCUUCUGAGAAGAAGUCUAAGAAGCAAAAGUCUUCCAAGUUGCACUCCUCUUCUGACCAGGUAAAGGAAGGACCUAAGGCUUCGCUUCUGCAGUUAAAGCAAUCUGAAAUUAAUAAGCAGAGUGUCGAGACAGACCUUGAUGCUGGAGAUGCACUAUAUGGAACAUCUCCGCAGAGGACAAGGGACGCGAAAGUUGAAAUUGUUACUAUAGAAAGUGUGGGAUUCCAGCAAGGACAAAGCUUUAUGCCUGCAAGAGUUUUGGCAGAUGAGAGCAGAACUGUUGAAGUCAAGAGUGAAUCGGGAGUACUUGGGUCUGCCUCAGUGCAGAAUACCCAGACACAUACUGGACAACGAGCUUGGAAGCCUGCUCCUGGUUUCAAGCCUAAGUCAUUGUUGGAAAUUCAACAGGAAGAACAAAGGAAGGCACAUACAGAAAUGGCGGUAUCUGAGAUCACAACUUCUGUAAACUCCAUGACUUUGUCAACUCCUUGGGCUGGAGUUGUGGCCAAUCCGGACUCAAAAAUAUCUAGAGAAUCUCACAAAGAUGCAGGGAAUACUGAGUUAGGUCUAGGGCAAUCUGUAGGCUCUGUGAAUCAAAAGAACAAGAAGAGCCAUUUACAUGAUAUAUUGGCAGAAGAAGUUUUGGCGAAGUCUAGUGAAAGAGAUGUAAAUGUUCCUGACAGUGUAUCUAGUCUGGCUACCCCACAAGUUAUGACCACCCAUUUGGAAUCUGUAGAUGAUGAUAACUUUAUUGAGGCUAAAGACACUAAAAAGAGUCGCAAAAAGUCAGCAAAAUCUAAGGGUGCUGGAGCUAAGGCCCCAGUAUUGCUACCUUCUGCUGAUGUUACUGUUGGUUCAAGUUCCAUUGAGAAAGGCAAAAGCUCUCGUCAAACACAGCAGGAGAAGGAACUAUUGUCUGCCAUCCCAUCAGGGCCUUCUCUGGGAGACUUUGUUCUUUGGAAGGGUGAGUCAGCAAACUCUUCCCCAUCCCCUGCAUGGUCUACUGACUCCGGGAAGCCUACUAAACCUACAUCUUUAAGGGACAUCCAAAAGGAGCAGGAGAAAAGAGCCUCUUCUACCCAUGCUGCAAAUCAGAUCUCAACUCCACAAAAAUCCCAGCCAUCUCUGUCUGCCCGCAACAGUGCUCCGUUAUGGUCUCUUUCUGCUGCUUCUCCUGCGAAAGCUGCAUCUCCAAUCCAAAUCAAUUCCCAUGCUUCUCAGUCAAAAUAUAAAGGAGAUGAUGACCUAUUUUGGGGUCCAAUUGAUCAAUCAAAGCAAGAAACUAAGCAGGUGGAUUUCCCUCAUCUUGCAAGCCAGGGAAAUAGGGUAAUGAAAAGUACUCCUGUCAAAGGAACUUCAGCUGGAUCGUUAAGCCGACAAAAAUCAGUUGGUGGCAAACCUGCUGAACAAUCUCUUUCAUCCUCACCUGCCACUGCCCAGGCUUACCUAAAAGGGAAAAGAGAUGCCAUGACCAAUCAUUCAGAGGCCAUGGAUUUCAGAGAUUGGUGCGAGAGUGAGUGUCUCAGGCUUAUUGGGACAAAUGAUACGAGUGUCCUUGAAUUUUGCUUGAAGCAGUCCAGAUCAGAGGCUGAGAUGCUUCUGGUUGAGAACCUUGGAUCAUAUGAUCCUGAUCAUGAGUUCAUUGACAAAUUCCUCAACUACAAGGAAUUAUUACCAGCGGAUGUCCUUGAAAUUGCAUUUCAAAGUCAGAAUGAUCAGGUCACUGGAUUCAGUACCAGAGAUGUGAGUUCGGGCAAUGCAGGCGUUGGGGACAUUGAUCGAGAUACCAAAAUGGGACCUGAUGGGUCCAUGAAAGGGGGAGGAAAAAAGAAGGGGAAGAAAGGAAAGAAGGUUAGCCCUGCUGUUUUGGGAUUUAAUGUUGUUAGCAACCGGAUCAUGAUGGGUGAGAUUCAGGGUGCUGAAGAUUAGGAGUGGUUCUCAAUCUAGAGCCAAUUGUAAAUACGUUUUGACUUUUAACUGUUUGUAAAUGGUUUUUUGACACUAGGAUUUUUGUUUCCCUUCAUAGAGCAACUGGGCAGAACUGUUGAUAUCUGCUCAAGCAGUUGUCAAGUCCGAAGUAGGGUACUUUGUUUUAUCUGUUUUUUUGGUUACACAAAACCUGAGCAAGGUAUAUUUUUAAAUCAAGUUUACCUUAAUUCAUGCGCUUUAUUUCCUCA
This is a messenger RNA of Quercus robur (English oak), 5991 nucleotides long. RefSeq names its product protein ESSENTIAL FOR POTEXVIRUS ACCUMULATION 1. Bases 161 to 5743 code for a protein of 1860 amino acids. Lineage: Eukaryota; Viridiplantae; Streptophyta; Magnoliopsida; Fagales; Fagaceae. The transcript is spliced from 10 exons. The record is from RefSeq and is a predicted model, not a curated record. Gene Ontology annotation, molecular function: protein binding.